Molecule: messenger RNA, 1813 nt
Organism: Acipenser ruthenus (sterlet)
Lineage: Eukaryota; Metazoa; Chordata; Actinopteri; Acipenseriformes; Acipenseridae
Product: calcium-regulated heat-stable protein 1
Exons: 4
Coding region: 333-791 (152 amino acids)
Biological process (GO): regulation of mRNA stability
Cellular component (GO): cytoplasm
Molecular function (GO): mRNA 3'-UTR binding
Source: RefSeq, a predicted model, not a curated record
UUCUAGACACUGUCAUUUAUACGCUGUUGUGAUAUGUUGUUUUAAAGCCACUGUACCUUGAAUUCAGAAGGGCUUCGCUCCUCGUAUUAAGAGACAUACGGUAAUGCUCUUCCUAUUGUGAUGUCAGUGCGGGUAUUUGCAUCUGCAUCACGCCCCUUGGAAGUGGCAAGCUCCUGGUCAGGAGUAACUCAAGCUGGUAAUUGUCAGCAGGGCUGGAUCGCUGGUGUCCCGGGAAGAGGUACGCGCGCUGCAGAAAACUACUCAAUCCUUUCACGAAAAGUGGCUUUAAGCUUGCUGGAGUCCCGCUGUGUGUUUGAGUGCGUGAGUCCACCAUGUCCUCGAACGCCUCCUCCCCGCUCUCCCCUGGCUCCCCGCAGUCUCCCCUCUCCCCAGGGUCCCUGUGCCUGCCCGAGUGCGGACACACCCGAGAACGCUGCCCGUCGCCCAUGAGGGGCUACCUGAUCCCCAGCCCCCUGCCCACCCGUCGCUCCAGGACCUGCUCCGCGGCAGCGCGGGCUGCGGAGGGCCCGGUGUACACGGGCGUGUGUAAGUGCUUCUCUCGCGCCAAAGGACACGGCUUCAUCACGCCCUCGGACGGAGGCUCGGACGUGUUCGUGCACAUCUCGGACAUCGAAGGAGAGUACGUUCCAGUGGAGGGAGAUGAGGUCUCCUACAAGCUGUGCUCCAUUCCUCCGAAGAUGGAGAAGGUCCAAGCUGUGGAAGUGACCAUCACCCACCUCGCCCCUGGCACCAAGCAUGAGACCUGGUCAGGGCAUGUCAUCAGCAGCUAGGAGACCUGGCCGACUGCUUCGUCAUCGGAACGACCAGCCACAGGAGAGGAGGGGACAGUGUGGGAGGACCCAGUCACUCCUUUAUUUUUAUUUCAAAAGGAGAAAAAGAAGUAUAUAGUGCUGCUUCAGGCUUUUUUUUUUGACCAGUGUAUGAAAAGCUAGUUGUGAGGUAAAGCAGUUUUGUCAUCCCUCCUCCCCCUCCUCCCCCCUUUAAUAAUUUUUUUUGGUAAUUGAGGUGUGAAAAAUGAAAAGAAUGAAUCUUGAUACUUGUGUCCUGAAAUCCCUUUUCAGAAGUUUGAAGUGUAGGAGGCCAAACCAGCCCUGGAUGUGUAGCUACAUUAAAUACUGUUUCUAACUUUUGAUUAUUUUUUUUUUCUUUUAUAUUUCUAUAUCUUGCACAUCUACUAUUUACAAAAGCUUUAGUGCCUAAAUAUCUGUAAAAAAUACUGCCUUGUUAAUAGAAAUCUAGGCACAAAAGAAGUUGUAUUUUUCCCUGCAACAGUAAGUGUGUAGUAGUUUUAAGGGCAGUACAUUUGAAUAGGUUCUACUUGUCUGAAUAGCAAUCGCCAGUUUUAAAUGUUGUGACUGUGGAAGAGGAGAGGUUCUCUAGUGCUGCAGCCCUUCUGAUGGGGAGGAACAGUGCUAUGAGCUGCGAAUUUGAGCUGUACACACUGACACUGCAAACGCAUUCCCGGACAAGAAUCGGGCUUCAAAUGCUGUCCAGGUGUGUCUGAUUAAACGAUUCUCAAAACAGCGUGCACCUCCUCUCAGCAUUCACGAAACACUCGUUCCCUUCUGAGUUUAUUAACAUCCACGCACAGGAACGUCCCGAUACGUGCUGCCAGACAAGCAAAAGAUUGUACCAGUAUUGUCAGUUCUGUACUUUCAUAGACGAGGCUAAGGCUUUUCCUGUUAUCCGCUUUUUAAUUUGAAGUUUUUAAAUUGUGUUUUUUUUUUUUUGGACAAUUGAAAUGACUUGGAAUGAAUGCAGGGGGUUUUCAAUAAACAUGAUUAAAGUGCUG